AUGGACCUCUUGCUUCUCCUUUCGAUAUUCCUGGUGUCCCAGACAGUCUCUGGGAAGCUUAGAAUGAAGUGCCUGCUGAAUUCGGUCCCCCUGGAUAGAGAAAGACCCUGGAGCCACUACAGGCCAGGAGAUCAUCUCAUUGGUAUAGUCACCAGCGCAGUAACACUAUCACAGAAAAUGUUGCUUUUCAACCUGCUUCCUUAUAAUCAGCCUCUCUUUUUACCUUAUGCUUCCAAAGGAAUAGAACGCUUUAUUUUCACCAUUCAAGAGAUCAACAAGACUAUCCAGCUCCUGUGCAAUCUCACACUUGGCUACAAUAUCCAUGAUAACUAUUUGAACACACUUGGCACUUCAGAAGUCUUGCUGGACAUGCUCUCCACUGGAAAAGCCAAUGUUCCCAACUACAGCUGUGGAAGGAGGGACAACAUUUUAGCUCUUUUUGAUGCAGCUGACAGGGAGAUUUCCAACCAGAUGUCCACAUUAGUAGACACCUACAAAGUCCCACAGAUCAGUCAUAGAAUUGCUUCAGAGACUCUGAGUGACAAAAGUAAAUUCCCAUUUUUCCACCAGAUGCUCCCUAAAGAAGGGUUUCAUUAUUCAGCAAUUGUCCAAGUGCUCCUUCAUUUCAGAUGGACCUUGAUUGGUCUCCUUGCUCCAGACACAGAGGAGGGAGAAAAUUUCCUGAGGAUUUUCCCUCCUUUGCUUGUCAGGAAAGGAAUUUGUGUUGUUAUAUCCCAACAAUUCUCAAUGACUGGAGAUCUAGUACCCUUCAAGGAUUCCAGCUUUUCUCACUGGAAACAAGUCAAUGUCUUUGUUCACUUCACAGAACACAUUAUCGUUUCAAGCACAUUUCAUAUUUUUCAGAUAACACUUGCCACUUUGUCAGGACCCAUUAGAGAGAAAAUCUGGAUCACCACAACUUUGGGAAACUAUAUAAUAAGUCAUCUUGGAUAUCACAAAUAUAUCCAUAGUAUUUGGAGCUUUGAAUUUAUGCAAAAUAUAAGGCCAACCUAUGGUGGUUUCGAAGCCUUUUCCUUUAUAGACUCCCAGUAUGAGAACAAGAGUUUUCAGUGUUCUUUUUCAACGCAUGUUUAUGCUGUCAAAGGCCAGAAAAGAUGCACCCAAAAAACUGCUGUGGAGACAGAAGAUGAAUUGAACGGGAUUUUGGUUGAAAACAGUGAUUCUGGUUACAUUAUCUUUAUGACUCUGGCUCAUGUCUUGAAGGCUGCAUAUUCAUCCAGAUCCUGGAGAAGAGGGAAGGAGGUCCAAGAGACACUGGAGGUUCCAAGGCUGAAGCCAUGGCAGAAUGAGUUCCACAAUCUUUCCCACUGGAAAGUUUACCUGGACCAUAAUGGAGAAAUAGCUGCAGAUUUGGACAUUGAGUUCAUGGUGAUUUUGCCAGAGGGGGAUUUGAUCAAAAGGAAACUGGGGAGUGUUGAAAGACAGAGAGUUAUUAUUAAUGAAAUUGCUCUUUCCUCUCUAAAUCUGCUCAACAAGUCCCUGCCUCAGUCCCAAUGUGUGGAAAAUUGUCAUCCUGGAUUUGUCAAGCAAAAGCGGGAAGGAGAGCCCAUUUGCUGCUAUGACUGUGUUCCUUGUCCUGAGGGGACCAUCUCCAUUCAUGAAGUUAUAUCUUUCCUUUCUUAUGGAGAACAUCUGGGAAUCAUUCUGGUCUCUUUUGCCCUAUUCUUGUUCUUAGCUACAGGCCUUGUUUUAAUCAUAUUCAUUAAACAUCUAGAAACUCCCAUUGUGAAAGCCAACAACCGAGACCUCUCUUACAUCCUCCUGGUCUCCCUCCUGCUUUGCUUCUUGUCUUCUUUUCUCUUCAUUGGUCAACCAAGGAAAGCUACCUGCCUUCUCCGACAAACAGUUUUCAGCAUCAUCUUCUCAGUUGCCAUUUCUUCUCUCUUGGCCAAAACCAUCACAGUGGUGCUGGCUUUCCUUGCCACAAAACCAGGAAACCGAGUGAAGAGAUGGUUGGGGAAGAGCUUGGCCAACUCCAUCAUCCUUUCUAGUUCUAGUGUCCAAAUUAUGAUCUGCUCCAUCUGGUUGGGAAUUUCUCCCCCAUUCUGUGACUCAGACUUCCACUCUCAGCCUGGAGAGAUCAUCCUGCAAUGCAAUGAAGGCUCUGUUUUCAUGUUCUACAUCACCCUCAGUUACAUGGGCUUCCUGGCUGCCAUUUGCUUCACAAUGGCUUUCCUGGCCAGGAAUCUUCCUGGAACCUUCAAUGAAGCCAAGCUGAUCACCUUCAGCAUGCUGGUCUUCUGCAAUGUUUGGGUCUCCUUCCUGCCCACCUACCUGAACACCAAAGGGAAAUAUAUGGUGGCUGUGCAGGUCUUCUCCAUCUUGGCUUCCAGUGCUGGUCUGCUGGUCUGUAUCUUCUGCCCCAAGUGCUACAUUAUCAUUUUGAGGCCAGACUUAAAUACAAAGGAGCAUCUUACCACCAGAAGAAAUGUAUAA
Molecule: messenger RNA, 2457 nt
Organism: Pseudonaja textilis
Lineage: Eukaryota; Metazoa; Chordata; Lepidosauria; Squamata; Elapidae
Source: RefSeq, a predicted model, not a curated record